AUCACAUUCACACCGUUCGAGCGUGGACACCCGGCGAAGCUCAUCGUCCGACGAGGAUCCUUUCCGCCGCCUCAUGGUCGAGUACGGCCAUCUUCUCCCCCACCGGCCCGACACGCGCAUGGCCACUCUGGACCUCAUGUUUGUCGCAGCCUCGGCGCUUCCAGAGGACGAAGGAGAUGUGGUCGCCGCCCUCAUUUCCGAUGCGUGGGAGGCGCUAAACGCCGCCCUGCAUGGCCCGGAGCCGGUGCGAGGGGAAGAAAGCGAGGAUGGGGACGACGAGUCUGAGCCCCGUCCGAGCAUCACGUCGGAGGCGCGCAGUCCAUGUCCAUGCGGCGGGCGGUGCGGCGCUGUAUGCGAGUACGAGGCGGCCGUGGGCCCACAGCCCUUGCGACGUCUGGCGAAGCGGCGCUCAUUCCGACGCCGCCAGGUCCUCAGCCCUCUGCCCGAGAUCGGCGAGGCGGGGCCGUCGCGGCCACGCAAAAGCGCUAUGCGAUCGGCCAGCCGAGACCUCAAGUUUUGGGAUCGGUCGCGGUUCAAAGCCGGGCCGAGCGGCAGCCAAGGACUUGACAUGCUCCACGCGUUCCUGGAGCGCGAGGCUGACAAGGCAGCGGCUGAAGCAGGCGAGACGCGCAAAGGCAAGGAGCGAGAGGUGCCGCGCGUGUCGUUUGCCGACGAGCGUGGGUCGGAGGAACGGAGCCUAAGCAUGAUGAGUCCAAGCGCAAGCAGCGGGAGCUGGGAUGAGGCAGAGCUUAUCGCGCGCGGGCUGAUCUCGGCUAGUGACCGUGACAUGCAGGGGGAGUCACGGGAGCGCCGUGAGGAACGCCGGCGGUGGUUCAGGCGCCGCUAAGAAGGCAUCUGUCACUAGAUUAGUUCUAGGUCAGUCGGCACACCGAGCUCCACAUAUAGGGUUCAUUAUACCGGGAUAGUGCUAGGAAUACA
This is a messenger RNA of Cutaneotrichosporon oleaginosum, 939 nucleotides long. RefSeq lists its product as uncharacterized. The record is from RefSeq and is a predicted model, not a curated record. NCBI's taxonomy places the organism in Eukaryota, Fungi, Basidiomycota, Tremellomycetes, Trichosporonales, Trichosporonaceae.